UGAAUGUUUAUGGUUGUUUCACUCCGUUCGGCGCUCUAAUCGUCUGUGCCUGCACUUUCUCCGGCCAUUAGCGAAAAGUGUUUGCAUUUGGAGUAUUUGUCGCAAAUUCCUUAACAAAGCCUUGCAGAUCAGUGCACCAAGCCUGCACUGCCGAACAGCACUUUCGAUCGGGACUUUUUUGGUCGUGGAAAGAAAAUGUCGCAGCUCACGGACCUGAAGGCGUACGUUAGCUACGCACUGGACUGCACCCGGUUGCGCCUGGUGCGGGACGAAGCGGACGUCGAAAACGAGGAGCUGGUCUUCGCGCCGGAGAUGGCGCAUCAAAUAUUCGGCGAAUCGGAAAGCAUAUUCGGUUACCGGGAUCUGAAGAUCGAAAUUAUGGCCUCCGCCGGGCCCCUGGAUCUGUACUUCGACAUUAGCUACACGAAGAAGGUGGAGGAACUGCAAACGGAGGGCUUGAAGGCGGACGACGUAGAGAAGUCGCUGGCGGACAUGGUGGAAAACGGGAGCUAUUACACAAAUGUGGAUGAGUUCAAGCGCGUCCACGCAUCGAAAGCGCCCGCGUUCCGUCCGAUCGGAACGAAGGUGGAUGAGUUCAAGUAUCCGCCGGACGGGAAGGACAGCACGGGAACGGCGCGCACCUUCGAGGUGUACGUGGCCAGUGCGGAAAACGCCGAGUACAUGAAGUUCCACACGCGGCUGGAGAUGUUCUCGUUCUGGUACAUCGAUGGGUUUAGCCGGGUCGAGAUCGAUCCGCUCUGGCUGUUUUUCACCGUGUACGAACGUUACGAGGCAGACAACAACAACGAAUCGGCGGCCAACGACACGUCGAACGUCCGGUACGCUACCGUUGGGUACGUGAGCGUGUAUCAGUACUACUCCUACCCGAACAAGGUGCGGCCACGGGUUAGCCAGAUUUUGAUUCUGCCACCAUUCCAGAAGCUAGGCAUCGCAACGCGCCUGAUCAAGCACACAACGUACGAGUACUUCCGCAAGAAGGAAAACAUUACGGACAUCACGUUCGAGGAACCGAUCGAAGCGAUCCAGCACAUACGGUCGGUGGUGGACGCCAAGCGCUGCAAGAGCCUGCCGGCGUUCGCGCCGGACAAACUCCUGGCCGGGUUCUCGAAGGACAUGCUGCACCAGGCACGCGACACCUACCUCAUCAAUCCGAAGCAGUGCCGCGUGGUGUACGAAAUACUGCGGCUUGGCGUCACCGAUACGGACAACGCGGACCAGUACCGUGCGUACCGGGUCGAGGUGAAGAAGCGUCUGAACAUGAACUACAGCCGCCACCGGCGUGAUCUGGCCCGGGCCAAGAAGCGUGGCGUGGACGUGACGGUCGCCAUGUGCGGGCUGCCCAGCGUUGCCGAGCGCAUCGAAUCGCUAAACGCCGAGUACAAGACCGUAGAGGAAAUUUAUGGACUGGUGUUGCAGAAACUGUUGGCCGAGGCCUAAGCCCCGAACCACUGACCGUUCUUUUCACCAACGAUAACAUUAUUUUUUAUUCACCGUUUUUUUCUCAUUACAUUCUCGGGAGGUAGUCUUUUCUUUUGUCUUAUUAUUGUGUAUUUCGUACGUUUUUGGUUGAAAACUAGAACCACCGCGCGUUGUUGGAAAGAUAUUAACGUUCCCGCACCCGGUAUGAUUCGUACUCGAUAAUGGUAUACUUCUCAAUAAAUUUUUAUCAUUUCUAUCAACGG
Anopheles stephensi (Asian malaria mosquito) is the source of this 1703-nucleotide messenger RNA. It is a transcript of the gene Hat1, whose product is annotated as histone acetyltransferase type B catalytic subunit. The coding region runs from base 196 to 1458 and encodes 420 amino acids. NCBI's taxonomy places the organism in Eukaryota, Metazoa, Arthropoda, Insecta, Diptera, Culicidae. Gene Ontology annotation, biological process: subtelomeric heterochromatin formation. The record is from RefSeq and is a predicted model, not a curated record. The transcript has 3 exons. Gene Ontology annotation, molecular function: histone binding; histone H4 acetyltransferase activity. Gene Ontology annotation, cellular component: nucleus.